Messenger RNA from Arachis stenosperma, 399 nucleotides. Its product is annotated as protein MAIN-LIKE 2-like. The coding region runs from base 1 to 399 and encodes 132 amino acids. Gene Ontology annotation, biological process: meristem development; meristem maintenance. The transcript has 2 exons. The record is from RefSeq and is a predicted model, not a curated record. Lineage: Eukaryota; Viridiplantae; Streptophyta; Magnoliopsida; Fabales; Fabaceae.
AUGCGACUCGAUGAGCGUUACGUUCUGUACUUGCAGAUGGCUAGAUUAUACCAUCUUGCGAGACUGAAUGAUAGAUGGUUCCAAUUAGAUGAGCCUCUCGUGAGUGCCUUCGUCGAGCGGUGGCGUCCGGAGACGCACAUAUUCCACAUGCCAUUCGGAGAGUGCACGAUCACACUUCAGGACGUUGCCUACCAGUUGGGGUUGCCAGUGGACAAACGUUAUGUCAGUGGUGUGGUUCUAGGAGUUGCUCGGUGUGAUACCUCCUGCGAACCAAGUUCAGAAGUUCGCUGUGAACUGCACCUGGUUCCAUUAGACUUUGGAGAGUGCCCCGCGGGUGCCGAUAAGGAGACAGUGAGGCGCUUUGCUCGUGCCUAUAUCAUGAUAUUGUUGGGCACCUAG